Messenger RNA from Dioscorea cayenensis subsp. rotundata (Guinea yam), 1663 nucleotides. RefSeq names its product bifunctional pinoresinol-lariciresinol reductase 2-like. NCBI's taxonomy places the organism in Eukaryota, Viridiplantae, Streptophyta, Magnoliopsida, Dioscoreales, Dioscoreaceae. The record is from RefSeq and is a predicted model, not a curated record. The transcript is spliced from 9 exons. The coding region runs from base 595 to 1554 and encodes 319 amino acids. Gene Ontology annotation, molecular function: oxidoreductase activity.
CUUCCUCCCUCGCUUGUCGAAAUCCUUCAGUUCUCGACGAAGAACAGCGAAAAGAGGAGCAAUGUCGUGGCAAACCUACGUCAAUGAUCACCUCAUGUGCGAUAUUGAGGGUUAGAAGCUCACCUCCUCCGCCAUCAUCGGCCUCGACGGCAGCGUCUGGGCUCAGAGCUCCUCUUUCCAUCAGUUUAAGCCUGAGGAGUUGACAGCUAUUGUCAAUGAUUUUAAUGAACCAGGUUCACUUGCUCCUACUGGCUUGCAUAUUGCAUCUACAAAGGAUAUGGUAAUACAAGGUGCUGUUAUUCGAGGGAAGAAAGAUUGGGUUUGAUGAUCAUCAAAGCUUGCACCGAAGCAAUUGGAUAUGGUGGUGUGUUUUAUAGCUGGUGACCAGGGUCCGUGAGCUGCUCAAGUUCAUUUCCAAAGAAGGCAUUAAAGAGGCACCCAUCAUUAAGAGAAAAAAAAAAUUUGUUGGGUAGAAGACGAACUCUGACAGAGACCUAGACCUCAGAGUCUUCACAGGUGACAGGUCCAUCCCACCAACAACACUUUACUCGGCCCUACAGCAUAAAGAGAAGAAGAAGAAGAAGAAAAGAUUAGAUGGAGAUGGAUGAGAGGAAGGAGGAAGAGAAGAAGAUGAAAAUUUUAAUAAUAGGUGGAUGUGGUUAUAUUGGGAGGAAGCUGGUUAAGGCCAGCUUAGCUCUCAAUUACCAAACUUACAUCCUUUAUCGCCCUCAAAAUGCUUCCUCUAGGGAGAAGUCUCAACUGCUCAUGGAAUUCAAAAUCAUGGGAGCUCUCCUUCUUCAAGGUUCUUUUGAUAAUCAUGAAAGCUUGGUUUCUGCACUGAGGCAAGUGGAUGUAGUGGUUUGUUCUGUUGCUAGUGAUCAGAUCCUUCAGCAGCUUAAGCUCAUUCAAGCCAUUAAAGAAGCUGGCAACAUUAAGAGGUACAUCCCUUCUGAGUUUGGCAUGGACGCAGACCGAAUGCCUCAUGCAAUUCCCCCGGGUAACCAAAUUUUCAUCGACAAAUGUGUGAUAAGACGAACCUUAGAAGAAGCGAAAAUUCCCUUCACUUAUGUUUCCGCUAAUUGUUUUGCCGGAAUAUUCCUUGCCGGCCUUGCUCAGCUCGGCACCUUUAUGCCUCCUACCAACCACAUAACCAUCUAUGGCAAUGGCGAUAAGAAAUGUAUUUGGGUGGCCGAAGAAGAUGUUGCAAUGUACACAAUGAUGGCGGCCAAUGAUCACCGGGCAGAGAACAAGGUGCUUUAUGUUCGUCCUCCGGCCAACAUCUUGACACAAAUGGAAGUCGUCAAUAUUUGGGAAAAACUUCUUGGCAAAGUCCUCGACAAGACCUUCAUUCUCUCGCCGCAGGAUUGGCUUUCUAAAAUGGACAAAUACCCACUAUUUGAGCAAAUUGCUGUAGCUCAUUUCUACCAAAUCUACUACUGUGGAGAUUUAGACUUUGAACCAGAGAAACCAUAUAGUCUCGAAACAAAUGACCUCUAUCCAGAGUACAAGUAUGUUUCUGCCGAAGAGUAUCUGCGACGUUUCAUCUUUAUCUAGAAAACUCAAUCAUCUUUACUUUGUUUGAUAUCUAAUGCUUCCUCUUUUGUUGUUUUGUUCAUGACAUUUGAAAUAAUGGAUUCAAUUCUCUCUUUGUUUGUGUUGUUCA